ACAGAGUCAAUCCACCAAGUUUAACCAGAAUGUCCAGCUCCUUUCUAAAGUCUAUUUUCAUAACUUAGAGAUUGGUGGCUAUAGGAAAAAGAGGCAGGAGGCUGGUUCUCUGGGUCAGUUUGAUCUCUAACAAAGCAUAUCAAGAGGAGAGAGGGAACAGAAGCCUCCAGGGCUGCAAAGGGGCAGACGGAUGACAAGGAAGGGGAGGUUACCAUGGAAGUCUCAGAUUCGAGGAAUCCCAACCAGUGAACUCGGGGCCUUCCGUAGAGGUUUCCAGUGACCUUUCUCCAUAGAAAGUUCAGGCAACCACAGGAUUGCUGCUUCCUCUGAGGCUUUCCUAGUUAUCUCCAUUCAGAGUAUUUUUUGUCCUGUGUUCAGUUUUUUAAAAAAAUCAAUCAAUCCUUUAAACAUCCGUUGUGUUUAAUAAUCCCAAGAAUGGCCUUCUCUGUUUCAGCAGAAAAAGUGAUAUAACAAAAUUGAAGUCAACUGUUUUUUGAUGUGUCUCCCAAGCCUCUAAGAACAAUUAAGGAAAAUGCUCUGUUAAUUUGAGACCUGGCAAUUAGUUCAAUAAGAUGUCGUCAAGAACCUUUACUCCUAGAAGGGGUAAUGAUAUAUGCACUGUCCCCCAUUGCCAUUAGGGGUGCCCUCUGCAAGCCCGACGCUCUUGGAACUAAGCUGCUUCUGAGUUUUUACAACCUACAGCGGGGUUGGGGAGGUUCUUCAGCCAGUGGAAUCUGAUCGCUGAGCAAGCCUAGAGCUGCAUACCAAGUGCUGGGAGGUUACUGGGUGAACAAGAGUGGAAUGAAUGUGUAUUUUAAAGGCCAAUUGUUCAUAUUCAAAUGUAAGUUUGAACGGAAGGAGGCCUAGCCCUUGAGACCAUUUUUAUUUCUCCUACUUGUAUAGACAUCUUUCUUCCUCAGGUAGCAACAGCUAAAACUAGUAAAGCACUUCUUCACAUCAAACUGGCUCUCACUUAAUUUUCUUCAGCAAAGGAUAUGGAUUAAAAUCUAAACACACCAGAUAGUGUUUAAAAAUGCUUUAAAAUAAAUGUUUUGAAACACCCGUGUCUUAGAUUUGGGGUAAUUGUUAUUACAUUGUGUCACCUAUUUAAUCUAUUGCACCGCAGUGUGUUAGAAAGAACGUGGUCUUUGGAGACUUACAGAUCAGGACUUAAUGCUUUAUUUCACUACAUUGGACAAAUCAUCUAGUCUUUCUAAGCCUCAGUUUAUUUUUGCAUAAAAAUGAGGGUGAAAAUUCUCUUCCUCAGGGAUAAUAUCUUGCAGGAUAGUGAGGAGUCACUGAGAAAUGUAUGUGAAGAUGCCUAAAAGUAAAUGGACAUUGUAGAAUGGUUAAUGGUCCAUUACCAGCUCUACCUAUUGCAGUGGAUGUUAUGGUAAAUGUUACUGGCAAAUAUAACUGACUAUAACCCACUUAUAUCCAUUUUCUCUGUUACAUAGAAAGGGAAAUUCACUUAACGAAAAAAACAAGACAAGCAAAGCAAAAUUAGAGAUUAAUGUAAUGCCAAAGCCAAAGUCUCUCUAGAGAUAGUUUAAUUCUGGGUUUAAACUUUUCUCCCUUUCAGAGAACUUCUGGAAUGCUCGUAGUGACUUAUUUCCUAACCAAGGUGGCAGUUACAAGGAAAUCAUGCCCAAGUUCAAGCAACGAAGAAGAAAGCUAAAAGCCAAAGCAAAAAGAUUAUUCAAAAAAAAAGAAGCCUGUCAUUCUCAGUCCAAGCUAAUUACACCUCCCCCUCCACCACCCUCACCAGAAAGAGUAGUUAUUCCUUCAACAGAUACACCCCUUAGCAAAAGCUGGCUAAGAGCAUCCUGGAACUUCAAAUGUCCCAAUAUCAAAGAUGCAGUAAAACUUUGGGCAAAUAGAGUGUGGUCUAUAUACAACUGGUGCCAGAACUGCAUGAGCCAGAGUUUAGAAGUAUUGAAAGAUACCAUCUUUCCAUCCCAUUUCUGCCGCCGGGAAAUUCAUAGUCUAAAACAACGGUUUCGCACUUUGGAAAGCGAAUUAUGCAAGCUCCAAGAAGCACUGAAGACGGUCUCAGAAAAUUCUUUCUGUCCAAGCUGCGGUCAAACAUGUCACAUGAGUGGUAAACUUACAGAUGUGCCUGUGUGUGCUCUAAACACCCCUGGAGAAUCUGGAGCUGAACUUCCUCCCACACUGCCACAGCCAGUCAUUCAUCUUCCUCCUCCACCUCCGCCUCCACCCCCUCCACCGCCUCCUCUGCCUCUGCCUCCACCACCGAUAGCGCCUUUGCUGCUCAGAAAAUCCAAUCUCACUAAAGAACUUCAGGUUGGACCGUUAAAAAAAGAUGGACCUAUGCAGAUAACAGUUAAAGACCUGCUGACUGUGAAAUUAAAAAAGACGCAGAGUUUUGAUGAAAAGAGGAAGCAUGUACCAUCACCAAAGGCUCGGAAUCCACUAGUUACUGUCUCUGACCUGAAGCACGUUACCCUGAAACCAAGCUCCAAAGUGUUAACUCAAGUGACAAAUGUCUUCAUUACUCCUGGUAAAAGCCAGAUAGAUCUACGGAAACUACUUAGAAAAGUCGAUGUAGAGAGGAGUCCAGGUGGCACCCCACUUACCAACAAAGAAAAUAUGGAAACAGGAACUGGGCUGACCCCAGUAAUGACCCGGGCUUUGAGGAGAAAGUUUGAGCUGGCUCACCCUAGAAGCCCAACUCAAACUCUGCCACUUUCUACAAGCAGCUUUGAUGAGCAAAACUGAUGCCAACUCUGCCAGACUCCUUGUGAUGAUCCACAAAAUGUACAGAUAAAAUCACUCUAAUAUUCUUUUUUCAAUAUAGUAGGGUAUGUAUAAAUAAUUGUACUAAAAUAUAAUUCCAUUUGAAGAAUUAAAGUAUGUAUGGAGCCCAUUUAUACCAUGGUAUAAAGUGGGUAUUUGGAUAUUUUCUAGUUUGCGUGUUCAGUAAGAGAACAGAUGGGAAAAUGCAAUCUCCAAAGUGAUUUUAUCCUGAAAUUACCCAGUUUAGGUUAGAGAAGUUGUUCAAAUUUAGCUAGAUAACUGUAGCUUGUACUCUAUAGGUGCAGUUGUGACUUUAAGAAAAUAACCUGGUUCUUGUUCAUCUUGAGUAUUCUUGGGUAAUUGAAAAGAAAAGUAUUUUGGCCUGUAAAGUUCAUGCAUCGUAAGUGCUACGAACUUAAUCAAUAAAAAAGACCCUCUAAUUUGAUUUCUAUUUGCUAUAAACAGUUAGGAUGUUAGACCAUCCCCCAUCCAAACCCAACUAUUUUCUGAAAGGAUUUGAAGCCAAAGGUCCGACGUGACCCUAAAAAUUAGAAUGUAUCAUUUCUAGCAUCUUAGGUAUGUAGUUAGAUCUGGCUCACUGAAGUCUGACAUAUUCCUUACUUUUAUAUCUGCUAUCCACAUUCAUGACGCUAAAUAUAAAUUUCGUGAAGACCUCAACACGAACUUGUUUUUUCCACAGUGCCCUGCCAAGGUUUCUCUGAGGUCCAUAGUGGGUUCUCUGUGAGACCUGAUUCCUUGUCCUCAACAACUUGUUCAUUCAAUAAUAGUAAUAAUGCACACCUUAUUGGAUUUUUUUCUUUCCAGCCAGGCUAGA
Equus caballus (horse) is the source of this 3592-nucleotide messenger RNA. Lineage: Eukaryota; Metazoa; Chordata; Mammalia; Perissodactyla; Equidae. The record is from RefSeq and is a predicted model, not a curated record.